Lycium barbarum (goji berry) is the source of this 621-nucleotide messenger RNA. Its product is annotated as 3'-5' exonuclease-like. The record is from RefSeq and is a predicted model, not a curated record. Gene Ontology annotation, cellular component: cytoplasm; nucleus. Gene Ontology annotation, molecular function: nucleic acid binding; 3'-5' exonuclease activity. The transcript has a single exon. Gene Ontology annotation, biological process: nucleobase-containing compound metabolic process. Lineage: Eukaryota; Viridiplantae; Streptophyta; Magnoliopsida; Solanales; Solanaceae. Bases 1 to 621 code for a protein of 206 amino acids.
AUGUACUCAUCACAUGGUAGCACUAGCUCUGGCACCACCUCAAGGUACCACAUCAAAUUUGGUGGACAAACAAUUGAAACAACAGUGACUGACAAAGCUGCAAUUGCCAAUCAAUGGGCUAGUGAAAUGCUUUCCAAAUAUUCUGGAAAACAAACAGUUGUGGGCUUAGACACUGAAUGGAGGCCCACUUUCAUGCCAUACACUAGCAACAAAUCAGCCACACUCCAACUCUGCAUUAACAACUCGUGUCUGAUAGUGCAGUUGUUCUAUUUGGACGAAAUCCCACAAACCCUGAAAAAAUUCUUGGCUAAUCCUAAUUUUAUAUUUGUUGGAAUUGAGGUUGCUGAAGAUAUCCUUAAACUGAAGAAUGAGUAUGGGUUGGUUUGUAGUAGUAAAGCUGAUAUUCGUGAUGUUGCUAAGAAUAAGUGGCCUGGUAGAUUUUCACGUCCAGGUUUGAAGGAUCUUGCUAAUGCAAUAUGUGGGCUUUAUAUGGCUAAGCCAAAACAUGUUUGUCAAAGCAAUUGGGAGGCAAGGGUUCUUAAUGAUGGACAAGUUGAGUAUGCAUGCAUUGAUGCGUAUGCUUCCUACGAGAUUGGUCAUAAGCUCCUUAUGGAAACUUGA